Messenger RNA from Anthostomella pinea, 6348 nucleotides. The record is from the annotation of a GenBank genome assembly. Lineage: Eukaryota; Fungi; Ascomycota; Sordariomycetes; Xylariales; Xylariaceae.
AUGGGCUUCCCUGCCGAUUUCGACGACAGACGAACCCAGAUCGAUUCCGAGGCCGACGCCUACCACCCCUAUGAUUAUCAGACCGAGAACAACGGCUCCUGGGCCGGCGCCCUGCCGGUGAAGCAAGGGUUGUACGAUCCUGGCUUGGAGAAGGAUGCCUGCGGUGUCGGUUUCGCCUGCCAUAUCAAGGGCAAGGCGAGCCAUAAGAUCGUUAGUGAUGCACGGAACCUCCUUUGCAACAUGACCCACCGCGGUGCGGUGGGUUCUGACGCUCGAGACGGCGAUGGUGCAGGUGUCAUGACCUCGAUCCCCCACAGGUUCUUCAUCAAGAACUUCGAGAAGGAGGAGGGCAUCAAGCUGCCUCCGUUGGGACAAUAUGCUGUGGGAAACCUCUUCUUCAAGCCCGACGAGGAAACGCUUCAGGAGUCGAAGCGGCAAUUGGAAGACAUUGCCCAGUCGCUGGGACUGAGAGUUUUGGGAUGGCGAGAACCUCCUGUAGACUCUACUCUCCUUGGUCCUGCUGCCGCUUCACGCGAGCCAACUAUUCUGCAACCUUUCGUGGUCCUCACAUCUGCGUAUGGCUCUGGCAAUGCUCCUGAAAUGACGGACCCAGAGACAUUCGACGAGAGACAGUUCGAGAGACAGCUCUAUGUUCUGCGGAAGCGUGCCACCCACUCGAUCGGCCUGUCCAACUGGUUCUACCUGUGCUCUCUUUCAAACAAGAACAUUGUCUAUAAGGGACAGCUUGCCCCCAGCCAGGUCUACCAAUACUACCAUGACCUGGUCAACGCCGACUACCAGGCUCACUUUGCCCUGGUACACUCUCGCUUCUCGACCAACACAUUCCCCUCCUGGGAUCGAGCUCAGCCUCUGCGAUGGGCAGCUCACAACGGUGAGAUCAAUACCCUCCGUGGCAACAAGAACUGGAUGCGCGCACGAGAGGGUGUGAUGCAGUCGGACGUCUUCGGCGAUGAGCUCGAGCAGCUCUAUCCGAUCGUCGAGGACGGUGGCUCCGAUUCGGCUGCUUUUGACAAUGUCUUGGAGCUGCUCACAAUCAACGGCGUCCUGUCGCUACCCGAAGCUGUCAUGCUCAUGGUCCCGGAAGCAUGGCAAGGCAACACCGCAAUGGACCCCAAGAAGGCUGCUUUCUACGAGUGGGCUGCGUGCCAGAUGGAGCCUUGGGAUGGUCCGGCUCUCUUCACCUUUGCCGAUGGCCGCUUCUGUGGUGCGAACCUCGAUCGAAAUGGACUUCGACCUUGCCGUUACUACGUCAUGGACGAUGACCGCAUCAUCUGCGCUUCCGAGGUUGGCACUAUUCACGUUGAGCCCGAGACCGUCAUUCAAAAGGGGCGCCUCCAACCAGGCCGCAUGUUGCUUGUCGAUACCCAGGCCGGGCGCAUCAUUGAUGACUCCGAGCUCAAGGCGGCUGUCUCGAGCCGGAACGACUUCCGUUCCUGGAUUGACAAUGAAGUCAUUAGCCUGCCAAAGGUCCUCAGCCAGGUUUCUCAGGAGCAAGGAGUGGAUGUUUCCGCAAAGCCAGAUGCAACGCGACUCCAGGAAGACCCACUGCUCCUUGGCUUUGGUUAUUCCUAUGAGCAGGUCAGUCUGAUUCUCGCGCCCAUGGCUUCGGACGAGAAGGAGGCAUUGGGCUCCAUGGGCAACGAUGGGCCCCUGGCCUGUCUGUCACAGGCGCCUCGCCUACUCUACGACUACUUCCGUCAGCUCUUCGCUCAGGUCACCAACCCUCCAAUUGAUCCUAUCCGGGAGUCUAUUGUGAUGUCGCUGGACUGCUACGUCGGACCCCAGGGCAACUUGCUCGAAAUGGAUGCCUCACAAUGCGGUCGCCUGUUGCUGCCCAGCCCGAUCCUGUCCAUUCCCGAAUUCAACGCAGUGGCUAACAUGUCCAAACUGUACCCGAAAUGGACUGUCAAAACUAUAGACCUGACAUUCCCCAAGUCCGCGGGCGUCGCUGGAUAUAUGAAGCACCUUGAUUUCAUAUGUGACGAAGUGACGGCUGCGAUCCAAGCCAAAGACAGAAUCAUCAUUUUGUCCGACCGCAAAACUUCUGCAGAUCGUGUAGCUGUUUCCGCCUUGCUCGCUUCGGGUAUGACUCACCACCAUCUUGUCAGCAAUAAGUGGCGAUCUUUGGCUGCGAUAGUGGUCGAGUCUGCCGAGGCUCGUGAGGUUCAUCACAUGUGUGUGCUUCUUGGUUAUGGAGCUGAUGCGGUCAACCCUUAUCUCGCGAUGGAGUGCAUCCUCAAGCUCAACCACGAGGGCCUGAUUCGGAAGAAGCUUUCAGAUGAUGCCCUCAUUGCCAACUACAAGCACUCUUGUGAUGGCGGUAUUCUCAAGGUCAUGAGCAAGAUGGGUAUAUCUACCCUCGCCAGUUAUAAGGGUGCGCAGAUCUUCGAAGCCCUUGGUGUCGAUGACGAGGUCGUGGAGAGAUGCUUCAGAGGUACAGCUUCUCGUAUAAAGGGUUUGACCUUCGAACUCAUCGCCGAGGAUGCGUUCCGAUUCCACGAACGUGGAUUCCCUUCCCGCUAUACUGUUGGUGUUGUAGGACUGCCCGAGUCGGGUGAAUACCACUGGCGAGACGGUGGCGAGGCCCACAUCAACGACCCGACUUCCAUCGCCAACAUGCAGGAUGCUGUCCGGACGAAGAAUGACAAGUCAUACGAAGCUUACUCGCGCUCCGAGUACGAGCAAAUCAAGGCGUGCACGCUACGUGGCACACUCGACUUCAAGUUUGAGGACUCUACCCCUAUUCCUAUCGACCAGGUUGAGCCGUGGACUGAAAUCGUCCGCCGUUUCUGCACAGGUGCUAUGUCGUAUGGUUCGAUCUCCAUGGAGUCACACUCAACUCUGGCCGUCGCCAUGAACCGAUUGGGUGGCAAGUCAAACACGGGUGAAGGUGGUGAAGAUCCCGAGCGAUCUCAGGUCAUGCCCAAUGGUGACACCAUGAGAUCGGCAAUCAAGCAGGUCGCCUCUGGACGUUUCGGUGUGACUUCAGCAUACCUGGCUGAUUCCGACGAAAUCCAGAUCAAGAUGGCUCAGGGUGCCAAGCCCGGCGAGGGUGGUGAGCUGCCCGGGCACAAGGUCUCCAAGUCAAUCGCUCGCACGCGGCAUUCAACCCCUGGCGUUGGUCUCAUCUCGCCUCCUCCCCACCACGAUAUCUACUCCAUUGAGGAUCUGAAGCAACUCAUCUACGACCUCAAGUGCUCAAGUCCCCGAUCUCGUGUCUCUGUCAAGCUCGUCUCGGAGACCGGUGUUGGUAUCGUUGCAUCUGGUGUCGCCAAGGCCAAGGCCGACCAUAUCUUGAUCUCUGGCCAUGACGGUGGCACUGGAGCGUCUCGCUGGACUGGUAUCAAGUACGCUGGUCUUCCGUGGGAGUUGGGUCUUGCUGAGACCCACCAGACGCUCGUCCUCAACGAUCUACGUGGGCGUGUCGUCGUCCAGACUGAUGGUCAGCUCCGAACUGGACGUGACGUCGCUAUUGCCUGCUUGCUUGGCGCUGAAGAAUGGGGUUUCGCCACGACUCCCUUGAUUGCCAUGGGAUGCAUUAUGAUGCGCAAAUGCCACCUUAACACCUGCCCUGUGGGAAUUGCUACACAGGACCCUGAACUCCGUCAGAAGUUCACGGGCACACCUGAACAUGUCAUCAAUUUCUUCUACUACGUUGCCAACGAGCUGAGAGCCAUCAUGGCACAGCUGGGUUUCCGAACCAUCAACGAGAUGGUGGGGCGCGUUGAGUGUCUGAAGGUCCGAGACGACCUUCGAACAAACAAAACGGCCAAUAUUGAUCUGUCCCUCCUCUUGACACCCGCUCACAAGCUUCGACCCGGUGUCGCUACCUUCAAUGUUCGCAAGCAAGAUCACCGGCUCUACGUUCGACUGGAUAACAAGCUUAUCUCCGAGGCUGAGUUGACUCUGGAUAAGGGGCUUCCCUCUCGCAUUGAAUGUGACAUCGUCAAUACCGACCGAGCCAUGGGUACUUCCCUGUCCUACCACGUCUCCAAGCGGUACGGCGAGGCCGGCCUGCCCAUGGAUACUAUCCACGUCAACAUCAAGGGCUCCGCUGGUCAAUCCUUCGGUGCCUUCCUUGCCCCUGGUAUCACACUCGAGUUGGAAGGCGAUGCCAAUGACUAUGUUGGCAAGGGUUUGUCCGGGGGACGAUUGAUCAUCUAUCCUCCUCGUUCGGCGGUGUUCAAGGCUGAAGAGAACGUCCUGAUUGGCAAUGUCUGUCUGUACGGUGCAACCCAAGGUACCUGCUUCUUCCGUGGAGUCGCCGCGGAACGAUUCGCAGUACGAAACUCGGGUGCAACUGCCGUCGUCGAAGGUGUUGGCGACCAUGGUUGUGAGUACAUGACUGGCGGUCGCGUUGUCGUUUUGGGCAGCACUGGUCGUAACUUUGCUGCUGGUAUGUCGGGUGGUAUCGCCUACGUGCUUGACAUUCACCGCGACUUCGUGUCCAAGCUCAACACGGAGAUGGUUGAAGCUUCUGAGAUCGACGACCCCGCCGAGAUUGCCUUCCUUCGAGGGUUGAUCGAGGAUCACCACCACUACACCGGCUCGGAGUUGGCGGCUCGCAUUUUGGUCGACUUUAACCGAGCUCUUCCACGAUUCGUCAAGGUCCUGCCGGUCGACUACAAACGAGUCCUCCAGGAAGAAGCGGCCAAGGCUGCAGAGGCCAAGCGUGCCGAAUACAACCUGCCAAUCGUGUCUGGUGUCAAGUCCAAGAAGGAGGAGAAGGCCGCCGAGCUCCAGGACAUUGAGGAGUCCGUCGGCGACAAUGCCGCCGAGAAGAAGCGCUCCCUGGUCCUGGACAAGACCAAGGGCUUCAUGAAGUACCAGCGUCGAUCCGAGAAGUACCGCAACGUCAAGACGAGAACCAAGGACUGGGCUGAGCUCUCUCAACGCCUAGACGAGGAUGAGCUCAAGUACCAAGCUGCUCGGUGCAUGGAUUGCGGCGUUCCUUUCUGCCAAUCGGACACUGGCUGCCCCAUCUCCAACAUUAUCCCCAAAUGGAACGAAUUGGUGUUCCAAGGGCAGUGGCAGGACGCCCUCAACCGGCUACUCAUGACCAACAACUUCCCAGAGUUCACUGGCCGUGUUUGCCCUGCACCUUGCGAAGGUGCAUGUGUCCUUGGUAUCAACGAGGAUUCCGUUGGCAUCAAGUCAAUCGAAUGCGCGAUCAUCGACCGUGGCUUCGAGAUGGGUUGGAUGGUGCCCCGGCCUCCCAAGGUCCGCACUGGCAAGACGGUUGCAGUCAUUGGUUCUGGUCCUUCUGGCCUUGCUUGCGCCGAUCAGCUGAACCGAGCUGGACACAUGGUGACUGUCUACGAGCGCGCCGACCGACCUGGUGGUCUGCUUAUGUAUGGCAUUCCCAACAUGAAGCUUGACAAGCGCAUCGUCAAGCGGAGAACCGACUUUAUGGCUGCCGAGGGUGUUCAGUUCAAGACGGGCGUAGCCAUUGGUGAAGACAUCUCAUUGACGGACCUGAAGGCCAAGAAUGACGCUGUCGUCAUUGCGACGGGAGCGACUGUCGCCCGUGACCUUCCCAUCAAGGGCCGCAACCUCGAGGGCAUCCACUUCGCCAUGGAGUUCUUGCACAAGAACACUAAGUCCCUGCUCGACUCGGAAUUGGCUGAUGGCUCCUUCCUCUCUGCCAAGGACAAGCACGUGGUGGUUAUCGGCGGUGGUGACACUGGUAACGACUGCAUUGGUACGUCUGUUCGCCACGGUGCUAAGUCAGUCAUCAACUUCGAGCUUCUGCCCCAGCCUCCUCCUCAGCGUGGCCGGGAUAAUCCUUGGCCACAGUGGCCCCGAAUUUACCGUGUUGACUACGGCCACACGGAAGUGGCGAGCCAACUGGGCAAGGACCCUCGUGAGUACUGCAUCAUGUCGGAGGAAUUCGUCGAUGACGGCUCCGGACGUGUCAAGGGAAUCAACACGAUCCGCGUGGAGUGGACCAAGUCUGCCAGCGGCGGUUGGGACAUGAAGAAGCUCGAGGACAGCAAGCAGUUCUUCCCUGCAGACCUUGUGCUUCUAUCGAUGGGUUUCCUCGGCCCCGAGGCUCGCGUUCUUGGCGAUGAGAUUGAGAAGGACGCCCGGAAGAACGUCAAGACUCCUGCCGGAUCUUACGCCACCAACAUCGAGGGUAUCUUUGCUGCUGGUGACUGCCGCCGUGGCCAGUCCCUGAUCGUUUGGGGUAUCAACGAGGGGCGACAGUCUGCUCGCGAGGUGGACCUGUACCUUGAACAGAACACUGGUCUGCCCGUGACUGGUGGCAUCGUCAAGAGAACCGCACAUGAGGUCUUCAAUGCCGUGACCGCUGUGACCGCCGCAUGA